AUGGUGACAAUAGAAGAGUUCACUGAGCAAAGGAUCCAGAAGUUGGAGGAAAAACUACCAAAAAUAAGAAAGGAAAAUAGAGUCAAGAAAAUGACAAAUGAGAUGUAUGAGGUGUUAAGUGGAAAACAAAAUUCAGCUGACAUGCACCCUUACGAUCAGAAUGACCUGAGUCGCGUGAUGAAGAAAAACCGCAAAAAGGUUCGUGAAUUAAUGAGGAAAAAUAUUGAUAGAGAGGGUUCUACAUCGAAUGCCUCUCAACCCAUUGUUGAAUCAAUGGUAACUGGUAGGACCAACUCUGGAGGGCCAAGGGAUCCAUAUCCUCUAUUGUUUGCAUAA
Messenger RNA from Solanum dulcamara, 336 nucleotides. RefSeq lists its product as uncharacterized. Bases 1 to 336 code for a protein of 111 amino acids. The transcript has a single exon. The record is from RefSeq and is a predicted model, not a curated record. Lineage: Eukaryota; Viridiplantae; Streptophyta; Magnoliopsida; Solanales; Solanaceae.